CCGGCUUUCCUUGUUUCUCUUGCCUUCAUUGAAAGGAAAGGGUGCAAAUCGCGGAGGCGCGGCUGAGGAGGCUUUCUGCAGGUCUAUGGCCGCUUCGGUCUCCUUCUACCCUCGUGGCCAGGAUAGGAACCGCGGCGGUGAUGAUCCCAACGCCGCGGCACCAGCACGUGGGCCCGGAAGGCCCCUUCAGCGCCGUAUAUGAGCCCGCCGAAGACACUUACUUGCUGCUCGACGCUCUGGAGCAGGAUGCGGAGGCUCUGAGAAGCGCCCGCAUUGAUAUAUGCCUUGAGGUAGGAUCUGGAUCAGGAGUAGUUUCAACUUUUUUGGCUUCAGUUGUUGGACCCAAAGCAUUUUACAUGUGUACUGAUAUCAAUCCUGAGGCAGGUCUGUGCACAGCAGAGACAGCUAGACACAAUAGUGUUCACAUUCAGCCAGUAAUUACUGACUUGGUAACAGGAUUGUUGCCACGAUUACAUGGCAAAGUGGAUUUACUGUUAUUUAACCCACCCUAUGUGGUAACCCCUUCUGAUGAGAUACAAAGUCAUGGAAUAGAGGCAGCCUGGGCUGGAGGUAAAAAUGGCAGAGAAGUUAUGGAUAGACUCUUUCCACUGGUGUCAGACUUAUUAUCAGCAAGAGGAUUAUUUUACCUAGUUACCAUUAAAGAAAAUAAUCCAGAUGAAAUUAUUAAAAUACUGCAGGAAUGUGGUUUAAAUGGCAAUAAAGUAAUUUCCAGACAAGCAGGAAGGGAAUAUCUUUCAGUACUGAAAUUCUACAAACCCUGAAGAUGGCCUCUGGAGGAAUCUUCAUAUAGUGGACUCUUUGUUUUAAAAUGUUGUAUUGGAUUAAAUUUAAAUUUAAUUAAAAUUAAAUUCUAAUUACUGCCAACAAGUGCACAUUAACAUAUUAGCUACUUAAUCAAUUCAAGAAUAUGUAUAUUUUCAUGUCUGUAAAACCAAAAUUUUAACAACAUUGAAGUGGAAAGUAAAAUAAAACAUUGCAUAAACAUCAUUACAGUCCUGUCAGUACAAGUAAUUAGGAGAGAGAUCCUGAGUAUUGUCUUAAGUUGCUUAUCUUGAGUUUCAGAGAUUCUGAAUGAUGGACUUGCCUUGGAAUUCAUUCUCUCUUGUUUCUGUCGCGUAUUCCGACUUCAGGGAAAUGCAAGGUACAUGUUUAGGUAAAUACAGUUGUUUCAAGUUUGAAAUAGCUGUUUAAAGUUGAAAUAGCUGUUUCAACCUUACUAGAAAUGUUUCAAGUUUAGAAUACUUAUUGAAUAAUCAGAAUACUUAAGAUAUGGUUGGAACAGUGGUUUCAAACUUGAAUGUUUAAAUUCAAAAUCUUUUGCACAUCACUAGUCCCUACUACAGUACUAAGAACUGCUACAGGCUGUACUAGGCGGCUCACAAAGUUGUUUGCCGCUACUUCAAAUCUAAAAGACAGCUUGAUGCAUUUGUGCCACAGAUCCAUUUGUGGGUAUCUGUACGUGUGUAUGUAUCCCUUUCAUUUGGAACCUUUGAUACCAAUUCUAAUAAUGAUCUCUAACUGAGCAAACUAUUACAGGAAAUUGCUCUUCGUGCUGCUAAAAACCUUUUGACCUCAACAGGACUUUCUUAUGAAUAGUUAUGUAAGACAGGAAUACACUACAUCUUGAGCCCAAGAU
Messenger RNA from Python bivittatus (Burmese python), 1657 nucleotides. RefSeq names its product HemK methyltransferase 2, ETF1 glutamine and histone H4 lysine (gene HEMK2). The record is from RefSeq and is a predicted model, not a curated record. Gene Ontology annotation, cellular component: eRF1 methyltransferase complex. Gene Ontology annotation, molecular function: S-adenosylmethionine-dependent methyltransferase activity; nucleic acid binding; protein methyltransferase activity. Gene Ontology annotation, biological process: methylation. NCBI's taxonomy places the organism in Eukaryota, Metazoa, Chordata, Lepidosauria, Squamata, Pythonidae.